AUCAGUUGCGCUCACACCUCAGCCAUGUUAUACGAAUUGAUUGCGGUGGUCCGCCCCGGCAGCCUCGCCGAGGUGAAAGAUAUUGCCCGCACAGCAGGAUCCCUCAUCCUCCAAAACGGCGGCACGAUUCGCGGAAUCACAAACUGGGGCGUCACCGCGCUCCCGAAACGCACCACCAAGCAUCAGGCAGUCUACCACGACGGACACCACUUCGUCCUGCGCUACGACGCCAACAGCGCCGUGCAGGACCAGGUGCGCAAGACGCUCAGUCUCGACCCGCGAAUGAUCAAGUUCGGGAGCGUGAAGCUCGGGGAUGGAAAGCUGGAUACGCUGGCGAGGAUAGGGGGGUCGAUUCCGUGGUCGGUGAGGGAGCGCAGGUCGUAGGCCAUUGGGGAAGACAAAGAGCGUGGGAAUGCUUGCAAAGAUAUUGUAAGACUGGCUGUAUAUUAUGUGCAUUAUUGGCGAAUGGGAUUCGAUUUAUAAACUCAGCAUUCACUUAGCAGUACUUCGUCUUAAUGAUCUGGCAACUGUUUACCG
Pseudogymnoascus verrucosus is the source of this 537-nucleotide messenger RNA. RefSeq lists its product as uncharacterized. Gene Ontology annotation, cellular component: ribosome; mitochondrial small ribosomal subunit. Gene Ontology annotation, biological process: translation. The coding region runs from base 25 to 384 and encodes 119 amino acids. The record is from RefSeq and is a predicted model, not a curated record. The transcript has 3 exons. Lineage: Eukaryota; Fungi; Ascomycota; Leotiomycetes; Thelebolales; Thelebolaceae. Gene Ontology annotation, molecular function: structural constituent of ribosome; small ribosomal subunit rRNA binding.